UUGAUGUGCAGCAGCUCAGCGCUCAUGCUUCAGCCUGGACGAAGAGGAGGAAGAAGCAGAAGCGGGCAGAGUAAAGCAGAAGACUGACUCCUGUCCACACCGGGUCCCGGACUAAACUGAAGUAGUUUUUGAAGAGCUGCAGGUGAAGCUGGUUCCCGCCUCUCAUGGCCAACGAGCGGCUCAGAGCUCUGGAGGACGUGGAGAAGGAGAUAGCCAUGAUCCUGCAGUGUGCCGGUAAUAUAGUUCUGGAACUGUCCAAAGACAAACACAACGCCAGUCUCCUGGACAGACAGCUGGUCCAGUUCCAGAGCUCCGUCAACAGAGUGGAGAGCGAACUGAGCGGCCAGAUCCGAUACCUCACACAGGUAGCUACCGGUCAGCCUCACGAAGGCUCCACUUACUCGGCGAGGAAGGACUGUCAGAUGGCGCUGAACAGAGCCGAGUAUGCUAAGGUCAAACUGGGAGAACUGGGACGGACCUGUGAAGUGAUGCUGGAGCAGCAGCAGCAACAACAACAACAACAACAACAACAGCAACAACAACAACAACAGCAACAGCAGCAGCAGCAGACAUGAAGCAGAGAGGGAAGCUCACUCUGAUACGUAAUGUUACUGUAUCUGCCAGCAGCCUAAAAACCUCAUAGAUCAAUUUAUUUUUUAUUACAAAUACUGAAGUAUCGCAAGAAACACAACCUUUUGUAUAUAACACUUUUUUUUUCUCUCAGUAGUAUAUGUUCUGGGUAUGUUUUUUGUUUGGUGCUUUAACUGAUUUUUUCUGUUCAUGGUGCAUUGCAGACCAUAUUUAGCUCAUGUAAAACAAUGAAUUUUGAUUCAAGUGAUGAUUUUUUUCUGUUCAUGGUGCAUUGCAGACCAUAUUUAGGUCAUGUAAAACAAUGAAAUUUCCAUAUGUUUCAGCAUUACAAGCACUUGUUAGGCUCCAGGUUCUAUGUGGAUCUGCAAUCUUGCACCCACAUCAUACAGGGAGAAAUAAGAGUUAAAGCAGAGUCGCAAUUUUCUCCAGAAACAGACAGUUAGCUUUGUGGAAUAUUAGUGAUAAAAGCCAAAAGUUGAGUGUAAAUGACAAGCUCUUGAGAUUCGAGCAUUUAUUUAUGGAUGUUUCUUUAUAUCUUGUCAGGAAGGGGGUUGAAAUAAUGCUCCAGAGUUCGGCAAAUUUUGUUAGCGAGAGAAAAACUGACCAUUUUUAAAGGGGUCCUUUGACCUCUGAAUAAAAAAAGGUUUCUGUGGGUACCCACGAUUCUCCCCUUUACAGACCUGCAGCACAAAUGUAUUAUUUUGGCCUGUUGUGUUUGAAUAUUUCUGCAUACAGAGGUCCUUUAAUAGUCAAGUCAAGUCAAAGUUUAUUUAUAGAGCACAUUUAAAAACAACCUCAGUUGACCAAAGUGCUGUACAGUUAUUAAAAUAGAAUAAAUCAUACAAAAAUAGGUAUAAAUAAAAACAAUAAAAACAAUAAAAUACUAAAAACAGUAAAACAAUAAAAUAAAAUAGAAUAAAAUAGUAAUAAAAGCUCAAUCCAAAACAGAGACAGAGAUAAAAAAUUAAAAAAAAUAGAGACUCUUGUGGGUUCAAUGAGCUUAUCUUAUCCAUUUGAAGGGCCUCUAACCAAGAAGGGUAUUUUAGUUUAGUUAAUAUAAAACGAGUGAAAUCAAAGUAAAUUAAAUGUCCAUCCAGGAUCUUGAUACAUUGUAAGAAAACUAAAACUCUUUUU
Centropristis striata (black sea bass) is the source of this 1725-nucleotide messenger RNA. It is a transcript of the gene med11, whose product is annotated as mediator complex subunit 11. The transcript has 3 exons. The coding region runs from base 165 to 575 and encodes 136 amino acids. Gene Ontology annotation, molecular function: transcription coregulator activity. Lineage: Eukaryota; Metazoa; Chordata; Actinopteri; Perciformes; Serranidae. The record is from RefSeq and is a predicted model, not a curated record. Gene Ontology annotation, cellular component: mediator complex. Gene Ontology annotation, biological process: regulation of transcription by RNA polymerase II.